AUGGCUACGUUAGAAGUUGUUUUUUUGAAAAACUCAAGGUCUUAUUAAUUCUUAAUAUUUAUUAGGUAUAGAAAAUGAUAAAAAUUGUCGUAUUAACUUAGAGAAAAAAAUAGCAAAUGACUCAUUUUCAUACCAAUUACACUGAAUGGGGAACCCAUGAUGAUUCAUAAUUUUCUCUUCAAAAACAGGUUUAUUUCGUUUUUUUUUUUUCGUUUUGUCGUUUUCCUGCAAAAUUGAGAAUCGUGAUCAAAGUAAGCGGAAACGAGUGUUCAACGGCGAUCUGAAGAAACGCUAGAGAAAGAGAGUGCUUUCAUUUCUCUGGCUUCUCUUCAAGAUGACCAAUCUCUCGCUGAUUCUAAGUUUGUGCAAAAAAAAAAUGGGGGAACGAAGGAUAAGGAGCGGUCUCAAGAGAAGCCAGACAGCUAAAGAUGCUCUGACUUCUCUUCAGUCCCUUGAUCUCUCGCUCACAGUUUUUAAUUUUUUUUUCAUCAUUAUCAAUAUCAUCAAUAUUUAUUGGUUGUUUUAGUCUGAUGGAAUCUUCCAAAUCAUAUAGUUUAAUUUUUUUUUUACAUUUUAUGCACAGUACCUUCAAUUUUUCGUCUUUUUUUCGCAGCUUGUCAUCUUCCACUUUUUGGUUCAAAUUUUUGAAAAUUUCCUUCCCACCAUCUCCAUCAUUCUACCAUCCGUUCCACGGUUAAGGAACCAUUAAUACCAUUCGAAAACCAGGAAAAGUUCCCAGGAUCAGCCAACAGCCCAGAAGAAAGGUCUUUAUUUAUUCAUGGAAAAGGGCCGCCGCCAUUUUCGCACACUUUCGGCCACUCGGCCGGCGCCAACCAAUUUUUCAAACGCAAAUACUUUUACCGUCUUGUGUUUGCAUUGAAAUGUUAGCCCAAAUUGCCUCGUGUUCCUGACUUCUGCGCAACUUAUUUCUCCAAUUGGAUAUUCUUCGUUUUGUUGAAGUGCAACUGGUCAUAAUCUCUGCAAAAAUCCUUGCUGGACUGUUUGAAGACGCAGCAGUUUCGCAUGGCCUUCGGCUCAAAACGUUUGUAGUAAUUGUCCAUGUUCCUUUGAAAAAUCAAAUUCGCUCUAUAAAGCUUGAAUUUCAACUUUAUGAAACUCUAAUAAAUGUCAAAUGUAUCGCUCCUAUUAUUUUCAACGGCCGUGAGCGUAAACCGUUUUGUGGUCUGCUGCAAGUUCACAGCAACUCCGCCGCUUUUGAGUCAUUUUUGUGUGACCAACGUCUCUCAAAUCUACAGCCCCAUGACUUUCUAACUUCUUUCGCCAUUGUAAUGCUUCUAGUUUUCACAAAAUCUCAAUAAACCCUGUAUAAACUUUUGGGACUAUCUCUCAAGGCGACAUUUUGAGACCUAAAAGUGAACCAGAAUUAGUUCGAAAUAACUCUGAGACUGAUACGGACGUUUUCUGGGCAUUUCAAGUGAGCAAAUUAGAAGCGUCAGCAUUCUAAAGGGAUCCCUCGAAUUGCCCAGACGUCCGUUUCACGUCACCAAUGCGCGAGUCAUAAAAAAGCUUCAUUCUGUUUUGACCUCUGUCUCUAUACAGAAACUACUCAGACCUCCGUGCUCAAUAGAAGGUCAUUCCUCCUUAACCAAACCAUUUUGAAGGCGUUACCGGAGAGCAACAACAGCUAGCAAGCCUAGCAGGUCGAAGCUUUUUCCAGUACAUCAAUUCCCCAGACCCCUUAGAUUCCCUCAGCCAAGUCAAAGUAUUUUCUUCUGAACCCCAACCUUGUGAAGGCGUUACCUCGGGUCAGCUAAAAACCAUUCCUACCUCAAGAACUUUAUCCAGUACAUCAAGUUCCCAGACCCCUUAGAUUCCCUCAGCCAAGGCAAUUUCUGGAUCCGAACCGAGGUGGAGGCGUUUCCUGAGGUCAUCGAGGGCAGUGUUGGUUUUAUGCACAAAAAGAUGGAGAGACAGAGCGCAAGAAGAGAGAGUCGAAGGGGGGCGUCGUCUGCCGUCGGAGCCGACGCCGUUGGAUGUAAAGUUGGCAGGGCGAGAACAGCUGCCAGCUCUGAGCAGCAGCAAGAUGCUCCUCGUCGCACACCUCUCAGGCACUAUUACUUUUGGACGCUGCCGUUUGUUGCUCGAGGAUCGACCAACGCCCACGCCCUUUUUUCCUUUGGGUAUUGA
Molecule: messenger RNA, 2148 nt
Organism: Caenorhabditis auriculariae
Lineage: Eukaryota; Metazoa; Nematoda; Chromadorea; Rhabditida; Rhabditidae
Source: the annotation of a GenBank genome assembly